Girardinichthys multiradiatus is the source of this 3820-nucleotide messenger RNA. It is a transcript of the gene ctdsp2, whose product is annotated as CTD (carboxy-terminal domain, RNA polymerase II, polypeptide A) small phosphatase 2. The transcript has 7 exons. The record is from RefSeq and is a predicted model, not a curated record. NCBI's taxonomy places the organism in Eukaryota, Metazoa, Chordata, Actinopteri, Cyprinodontiformes, Goodeidae. The coding region runs from base 615 to 1406 and encodes 263 amino acids. Gene Ontology annotation, molecular function: RNA polymerase II CTD heptapeptide repeat phosphatase activity.
CCGUGGAAAAACAAACCCCGCAUAUCAUCAAAAUCCGCAUUUUACACCCAACUACCGUCCGGAAUCCGUUUUUCUGUGUCAGAUUUUACGUUUCAGAGCGACAGACCCGGGUUUUCGCCGCUCUUUGGGGCCGCGCGGGCGGUGUUGUUUAUCUGUAGUAAGGGGGGGGGGGGCUUGAAACCGGCCUCCCUUGCCCCAUUUCCUCGGUUGUUUUCCUUCUCUCGCCUGGAUUCUCCAUGUUGUUGGUGCAGAAGUGACGGCAGAGGGGGGCUGCUCGGCGGCUAUCACCACCAAAUAGUAGCGGUACAGCCGAGGAGACGGAGCGGGCAGAGUGUCAGAUAACCUCCGGGAAACAUAUCCCAGCGCCUCGCCCCCCUCACCUCCUCAUUCCUCCUAAGACAGCCGACUGAAGACCAAGAAGAAGCAGCGGUGUGGGAGAAGAAAGAAACCAGGCAGGGACGAGAUAAAUCCGGACCGUAACUGAGGCGGGUCACACGGCAACCUCGGUGAAUACUGCUAGAGUCGCCUUAUCAAUAAAAAAAAAACCCAAUGAGGGACGCCCAUCAGUGCUCGGGGACAGGAUUUGAGGAUUUUGAGGGCUCCGUGAUUGUCAGAUGGAAAGUUCUGUUAUCACCCAAGUGCAGAAAGAAGACGUCCAAGUGUCACCGAAAGCAGGUCAGGUGAGCCGCUCUGCCCUGAAACAGCCUCGGAGUUGUAACAUCUUCAAAGCCCUCUUCUGCUGCCUUAAAGUCCAGGAUGGCCCCAAACCAUUACCUCCACCACCUUCCCAGCCUGCCUUGCUGGACUCGCAGGAAAAUGGAACAGUUGUCAAGGAAACACAACUAUCAGAAGUUAGCCUCCUGCCUGAGGUGAAGGCCCAGGACCAGGGGAAGAUCUGUGUGGUCAUAGACCUGGAUGAGACCCUGGUGCACAGCUCCUUCAAGCCCAUUAGUAACGCAGACUUCAUCGUGCCGGUGGAGAUAGAGGGGACCACACACCAGGUGUAUGUUCUGAAGCGGCCGUACGUGGAUGAGUUCCUGCGGAGAAUGGGAGAAAUGUUUGAAUGUGUGCUGUUUACAGCCAGUCUUGCUAAGUAUGCAGACCCAGUGACGGACCUGCUGGAUCAGGGCAGCGUGUUCCGGACCCGGCUGUUCCGGGAAUCUUGUGUGUUCCACCAGGGCUGCUACGUGAAAGACCUGAGCCGCCUGGGCAGGGACCUCAACCGGACCCUCAUCUUGGAUAACUCCCCUGCCUCAUACAUCUUCCACCCUAAUAAUGCUAUUCCCGUGGCGUCGUGGUUUGACGACGCGGAUGAUGCUGAGCUGUUUAACCUACUGCCCGUAUUCGAGGAGCUCAGUAAGGCCGAUAACGUUUACACUCGGCUGGACCAGCUGCGGGAACAGUAGUUCCCUCACAGCUGCUGCUCGUCCGACAAAUCCACCAGAUCCAGAGAGACCGAGAAAAAGACGUCACAUUUUCCUUUGUAUCGGUGUGCGGAUGAGGAGCUAGCCCAAACCUGAGGACAUUGACAACCACUUUUUUUAAAAGCACUACAAGAAAGACUGGGAAUGGACCAAAGCCAUCCCAUCACAAUCACUCCAGCUGGUAUAAAUAUGAAAGUGGAUCUUUUGCAAAGCAGCGUCUGCUUGCCCUCACUUGACUUUUAGAUAAUGGUUUGCUUUAUUGUGCCUUUUAAGGAACAAGAGUGAAAAAAAAAAAACAUUUUCUAAUUCCACCAGAUUUUUAUACAUUUAUAGAUUCCUUUUUUAUGCAAGGAAAUAUAUUUUUAAAUGGUGAACAUUGUUUCUCUAUGCAACCCGGGUCGGUAAUAACAUGGUGUACCUCUUGCGGUCGACAGAUGUACAGUUCUGUGAAAAAGUCUUGGACCCUUUACAGAUUCCUGCUUUUUUUUUGUCUCACUUAAAUGUUUCUAAUCAUCAAACAAAUUUUAAUAUUAGACAAAGAUAACCUGAACAAAAAAAAACUUUUUAAAUUAUGGUUUUAUUCAUUAAGGGGGCAAAAGAUUUCGAAACCAGCUUGGUUCUGUGUUAAAAAUCAAUGUCCAGAAUCUAGAACAUGUCUGACAACACAAAGUAGGGAAAAGAUCUCGAGUAGCAACACGUCAUGCUUUGAAUAAAAAACAAGAAAAGAUGAUAGACAAAAUCAUUAAGACCUAUCAGUCUGGAAAGGGUUAGAAAGCCAUUUCUAAAGCCUUGGGACUCCAGCGAACCACAGAAACAGAGAAACCAUGGAACAUUGGUGAAUCUUCCCAGGACCGAUCGGUCUACCAAAAUUACUCCAAGAGCGUGUCCAGUUGUCCAAGGGGGCCCCAAAAGGAGUAACAGGGUCAAUUAUUCCCAGUCUAUCCCAGACCCAUAAAUGGAUAUUCCAACCAUCAAAAUGUCAGAAAAACAUAUUCAGGGAGCCGGUGUUCUGUAAGGUUUAUGAAGGUAGUGUGAUGAUCUGGGACUGUUUGGGACAGCUUGCUGUAAUUGAUGGAAAUAUGAAUUCUGCUCUGUAGAAGUAAAACCUACAGAAGAAUGUCUGGCCAUCGUUUCUUCACUUUGGUUAUGCAGCACAUAAAAUGCUGUAACAUGACCUAAGGCUGGAUCCUUAAUACCUGAAAGCCCUCCAAUUAAAACUAUUCGGCAAAGCAAAGUGGGCCAAAAUUCCUCCACAGCGACAUAAAAGACUCACUGGCAAUUAUCACAAACACUCGAUAGCAGUUCUUGCUGCCAAGAAUGCAGAUCUGAAACGCUGAAGUGAAAGAAAAAAGCAAAAAAACUGGGGAAAUCUAUAAUGGGGUGAAUACUUUUUCAUGGCACUGUAAUAGUUGCUGUAUGCUUAUUUACAUCAAAACAAAGUGGAUAUAAAUCAUUUGUGCUGUAAACACGUUUUUCAACACAUGCAAUAUAAAUAAUCAAUGUUCAGAUUGAUGUUGUUGGUAACGGGCUGAGAAAGCAGGGCAAGAUGUUUGAGGGUCCGUUGUAAACAGUUACACUGGAUACGCUGGCACAUAGGAUGAUCAUAAAUGUUAAGAGUUUUCACACAAUACUUCAUUUGUUACUGUGUUUUUCUUUCUUUCCAAAUGACAAACAACUUGCACUUGUUUUAUAUCGACAGUGCUGAAAGUAAAAACUGUGCCUUUGGAAACGGGGACAGAGAGAAAAGCGUUCCGCCUGAACAGAGAUUUGUAGGCCUACACACUCCGAUGUGUAACGCUGAGCGGGAGAAACACUGUCAGGAACAAAGAGGGGAAUGCCAGCGGCUGUGGUACUUGCAGUGCAACACUUGAAGCUAUCAAAUUUGAUAUUUUGAAAUUGCUAGGUGUUUUUUUCUAUAUAUAUUUAUUGGCCAAAAGAAAGUUGUAAUUGUCCAGGACUUCUUAAUGCUCGGCAUUUUAUAUUGUGAUCCGUUUUGCCUAUAUUGAGGCUGGCCUUGUGUUUUAACUGUUUAUCUGUGCCUAUAUAACACCUUUUGAUGAUGGAAAAAUCUCAAACCUGUUCAGUUAUAGUAAAUUUUAUUUACAAGCACGUGUUUAUCUGCUAUUAAUUCAGUUCUAAUUCAGAAUGUCAUUUUGUGAGGAUAUGUUUUCUUUGGUAGGACGGUUUUUACAAUGUUUGUCUGAUGCAAUUAUUGCCUGCAUGUUGACGAGUCAAAUAUGAAAAUAUAUGUUGUGAUGACCAUAAGUAUUUGGAGAAGUCUCAAUUCUUUUGUGCAAAAACAAAAAGUAAAAGAAACAUUUUAUACCUGAUCGGACCAAAACAAAAAAGAAGGUGCUACUAACUUUGAUUUUAAAAUAAAAUUUGGUUAUAUUUUA